AUGAGCUCAAUCCAAGCUGCAGAAUUAGCCACACAACAACACCACGGUGGACAACAUUCUUCAACACACGACUGCGCUCGAUCACCUACGAGACGAGAUCACGAAGGUAGAAUGAUCCACCGUUCAUACUCUCCCACUCGCAAUCCUCUUGAAAGAAGUGACAACGUCAAUCACAUCCAUAAAUAUCCAUGUAGCACUCCUUCAGAUCGUUCUCUCAGAAACCAUCGAAUGGUUGACGAAAUAUGUUUCUACGAGCACAACCAUUCGAAAUACGACACUUCAGAGAUCAAAAGUAAUCCAGCUCUCUCAAUAGAACAAAAUCUCAACAACCACUGUAAAUACAAUACCAGGGACCAUCCUCACAGUCCUAGCAACGUCAUAACGAAACCUCAUUACUCAUCCUUAAUUGAUAACAAUGCUUUCACGUUCUCCACGCACACUUCUUUUCCACCGGUUGAACAUCCAAAAGAUGGUAAUUUGGAAAUUACAAGAAAAAGAAGAAGUGAUUGGUUGAACAUGUCAUCAUGCAACAUCAAUACGCAAAAUUAUCCAACGGCAUGUAAACACCCAAUUCGGCUCUUGACGCACGACAACGAAGAAACUCUUCAUGCCUCCAACAGUCCAUUUCGCACUGGCGAAGAUUGUCGUGAUUUCAUUAUCCAGAAUGGUUCAAACUCAUCCGUUUCAUCACAACAGUGUUCUCCAAGCAUGUCAUCUCAAAAGAAAAGCCCUUGUUCGGCAGACAGAUCGAUUGCUCUUACUACCAUGACCGUCGAACCCUUGAACAUGGAUCAGGCAACUACCAUGAGUCCUAUUCGUAUUCACUCAAAAACGAAUAAUGCAACCACUCCAUCUCUACCAACAUUGAUGAACACUCCUACUCUGAAAACUCCUACGCAUCCUACCAUUUCAAGUACAACUACUACUCUCAACGAAGUAACCACUGGCAAUUCGGCAGGUUCAAAACUUUGGAAGUUUUGUUCUCCUCAAACACCUGACUCGGUUCGUCAAUUGAGAAUUGAUAAACAACGAAAGAUGGAAAAGAUUAACUCGAUCAGAAAUACACCCAUCGUUACUAAAUGUGAUGUACUUACGGGAAGUUGUGUGUUGGAAUGGAAGGUUUCUGUGGUAGGUCAAAAGGAGAAACGAAAAGGUAACAUCGGUGGUGGUGCCAACAAGCAUAAACAACCACAAUCAACACGAACAAUUCCAAACGAACCACAAACUCCUUCUUCAUCUCCAGUGCUCUCGAGCGAAAAGACACCAAAUACUCCACAGUUCGCAUCGUCCUCUCCAGUCAUGAACAGAGCUCGAGACUCAUCACCUGUACGUAUUACCAAUACCUCCUCAUCCUACAAGGAUGAAUCAAACCUAUGGAUCGUUCAUCCCAACGAGGACGAGAAAUCUCCAACCUCAAUCUCCAACAUGUCCCCAACGGUUCAUCCUGCUCUAAUGACUGGAAGUCAAGAAGUAAUGAGGGAUUCCAAAAGAACUUUAUGCUCACCUCAACUUUCUCCUUUUGAGCUCGGCUCUCCAUUCAUAUCGCUGAGUACCACCAGUACUGCUUUGGCUCAUGUACCUCAUUCGGAGGUCAUGGUUUCAUCGGAUGCUUUCGUAUCGAGCAGAAAGAUACCACUUCAUCAAAAGAAACAACACCCUCCACAUCCCUUCACGAUCAGAACCUCCAUUUCGAUACAAGAUCUCUUGAAUUGA
Naegleria lovaniensis is the source of this 1713-nucleotide messenger RNA. RefSeq lists its product as uncharacterized. The coding region runs from base 1 to 1713 and encodes 570 amino acids. The record is from RefSeq and is a predicted model, not a curated record. Lineage: Eukaryota; Heterolobosea; Eutetramitea; Acrasida; Naegleriidae. The transcript has a single exon.